Messenger RNA from Octopus sinensis (East Asian common octopus), 1524 nucleotides. RefSeq names its product ruvB-like 1. Gene Ontology annotation, biological process: chromatin remodeling; box C/D snoRNP assembly; regulation of transcription by RNA polymerase II. Lineage: Eukaryota; Metazoa; Mollusca; Cephalopoda; Octopoda; Octopodidae. The coding region runs from base 100 to 1470 and encodes 456 amino acids. Gene Ontology annotation, molecular function: ATP hydrolysis activity; ATP binding; DNA helicase activity. The record is from RefSeq and is a predicted model, not a curated record. Gene Ontology annotation, cellular component: Ino80 complex; R2TP complex; NuA4 histone acetyltransferase complex. The transcript has 10 exons.
UAACCCGGUUUACGGCACGCGUGAACGCCAUUUUCAGUUGGACGGAGAGAAAGAAAUAUCGUUGUCGACUGAAGUUGAUUCAGAAAAGAACAUCUCAAGAUGAAGAUUGAAGAAGUAAAGAGUAAUUCAAAGUCUCAACGUAUUGCGUCACACAGCCAUGUGAAAGGAUUAGGUUUAGAUGAAAAUGGUUAUGCAAUUCAAACUGCUGCUGGGCUUGUUGGUCAGGAAUUAGCCCGCGAGGCUGCUGGUGUUGUUGUAGAAAUGAUUCGAUGCAAGAAAAUGGCAGGAAGAGCUGUGCUAUUCGCAGGACCUCCUGGAACAGGAAAGACUGCUAUUGCAUUAGCUAUUGCUCAAGAGCUUGGCAGCAAAGUUCCAUUCUGCCCAAUGGUUGGAAGUGAAGUGUAUUCUAGUGAAAUUAAGAAGACGGAAGUUUUAAUGGAAAAUUUUCGACGUGCCAUUGGCUUGCGUAUAAAAGAGACUAAGGAGGUUUAUGAAGGAGAAGUCACAGAAAUUACACCAGCAGAAACAGAAAACCCAAUGGGCGGCUAUGGCAAGACUGUAAGUCAUGUGAUAAUUGGUUUGAAAACGGCAAAAGGGACAAAGCAAUUAAAAUUAGACCCUUCCAUCUUUGAGAGUUUACAAAAAGAGAAAGUUGAAGUCGGUGAUGUGAUCUACAUUGAAUCAAACAGUGGUGCUGUAAAAAGACAAGGAAGAUCUGACAGCUAUGCUACAGAAUUUGAUCUUGAAGCUGAAGAAUAUGUUCCCUUACCUAAAGGAGAUGUCCACAAGAAAAAGGAGGUAAUUCAGGAUGUAACUCUGCAUGAUUUGGAUACAGCUAAUGCACGCCCACAGGGUGGUCAAGAUGUAAUGUCAAUGAUGAGUAGUCUAAUGAAACCAAAGAAAACUGAAAUCACUGAUAAACUGCGUAAAGAGAUUAACAAAGUAGUAAAUACAUACAUUGACCAAGGAAUUGCUGAACUGGUUCCGGGACUUCUGUUCAUUGAUGAAGUUCAUAUGCUGGACAUUGAAUGUUUCACCUAUUUACAUAGAGCUCUAGAAUCCUCCAUCUCUCCAAUUGUCAUCUUUGCUACUAAUCGAGGCAAAUGUACAAUCAGGGGUACUGAAGACAUAGUGUCUUCCCAUGGCAUUCCACUUGAUCUUUUAGACCGAGUCAUGAUCAUUAGAACACUACCUUAUACACAAGAGGAAAUGAUGCAGAUCCUAGGUAUUCGCUCACAAACUGAAUCAAUUCACAUCAGUGAUGAAUCUUUACAGUUACUCAGCUUGACUGGAACUAAUUCCACACUCAGAUAUGCUGUCCAGCUUCUUACACCAGCUAACUUAUUAGCUCGAAUAAAUGGAAAAGAUGGCAUUGGUAAAGAAGAAAUUGAAGAAGUGAAGAAAUUAUUUUAUGAUGCCAAAUCUUCAGCAAAGCUUUUACAGAAAUUUGAUGACAAAUAUAUGAAGUAAAUGAAAGUACAUCACAACACAUAAUUUCUUACAUAAAAUUUUUUUUCCCUCUAA